Penicilliopsis zonata CBS 506.65 is the source of this 1698-nucleotide messenger RNA. RefSeq lists its product as hypothetical. Gene Ontology annotation, molecular function: cysteine-type endopeptidase activity; cysteine-type deubiquitinase activity. The transcript is spliced from 3 exons. NCBI's taxonomy places the organism in Eukaryota, Fungi, Ascomycota, Eurotiomycetes, Eurotiales, Aspergillaceae. The record is from RefSeq and is a predicted model, not a curated record. Gene Ontology annotation, cellular component: cytosol; nucleus. Gene Ontology annotation, biological process: protein deubiquitination. The coding region runs from base 1 to 1698 and encodes 565 amino acids.
AUGAGACAAAGAAACAUGAACAACGGCCCUGCAGCAGGUCGCAUGGCCUUCUCGAAGAUAAAUUGCCCCGAUUCCUUGUCGAGAAUGACUUUGAAGUACAAGUUCAUCAGUCAAGAGACAGUCAUUGAUUCCCUCAUCGAAGAAUGGUGGACAACCAACAACCUGCCCGUCGAUGCCCCCACGCACGGAAUCAAGAACGGGGGGGACCAGUGCUACCGUAACUCGGUCUUGGUCAUGCUCCUUCACACGCCUGUGUUUGUGAACUGGCUCAACUCGCAUAACGGAGGCGGGUGCGAUCCGAAGAAAUGUCUCGUCUGCCUCUUCAAGAAGCUGGCUUCCGUCUACUGGUCUAGCGGGUGUGACCAGGGAACUCGAACCAGGUGGAUGAAUAAACUAUGGACUCCCUUCUAUGCAAGGUGGUGCGCGAAAGGUACCAUCCCAAGGCGAGGUCAACAGGAUGCUACGGAGUUCUUGGUCGACUUGCUUAAUUACCUUGAGGAAACAGAUCCCGUCCUUGCCCAGUCUCUGAGCCAGAUCUUUCAGGUAAGAACAAACAGGUACAAGUUCUGCGACAAGUGCAAAGGACCCCUUGUGUCCAUGGGUCCGCCAGACAGCUGGUACUGGCUCAGCGCGCUUCUCACCUCGGGAGGACAGACGGUUGUCUCCACCACGCUGAAAAGGGCCCUCCGGGAGACCAUGGCGCCCCGGCCUCUAGACAAUGAAACUUGCAGCAAAUGCGGUAUCAAGCUCAGCUCCAAAGGCCUUCUCGAUGAUGAGACGCCAGAGGUGCUGCUGGUGUGUCUAGAUCGGAUCAAAUUCGCAAACGGCUCAUGCAUUAAGAUUGAGACUCCUGUCAAAGACUUCGAUCUGGACCUCAAUCCAUAUCUCGAUAACGUGGCGGUCAGGCAGUCCCAACGGAAGACCGUCAAGUAUGAGCUGUACGCUGCCAUCUGCCAUAUAGGUAAGCAAAUCAUGUCCGGGCAUUACAUCACCUAUGUGAAGAACGGAAAAGGUAAGAUCCAGAAAGUGAAUGAUCUAACAGUCACUCCGGGACCGGAGAGUUUUGGGGCCUGUGCAAAACUGCCGGUAGAUGCAUAUCUUCUGGCAUAUCGCAAAGUCGGCUGGGAAAUCGAAGAUGCUAAACCAACCCAGCAGCUGGCAGGCAAGGAUCAAGGGGAAGCCCAAAAGUCGGCCACCAAGAAUGAAUCCCAGCAAAGAAUCCAUGCGGAAGCCUGUCGGUAUAAGGUAAGUGAAGGAGAUACCCAUGGAUUAAUCAUGGAGCAGGUCCAGCCCGAUCCACAGCAUGCAGAAAAGGGCGUCUAUUUCGAGCUCAAGAUCCAUGCAGAGAUCAGCGACGAGCUCAUCGAUCAGGUUGUGACCGCUGUUGACAAGGUCAAAGAGAUGAAGAAAAAGCGUAAGCUGGAUGAAACGGAACAGCCAGAGGGUAAGCCAUCACCCAAGCGUACUCGAACACAGAAAUCCAAGGUCGAUCCCAAGCCCAAAUUAGGACGACGAAAGGCAGCGGCGAAGUCAAAUAAGACCGCGGGACCCAAGACGACCAAGAAGGAAGAUCCCAAAGUGGCAAGGCCAGCUCGUAAAAAGAGAAAGAGGGACGACGACGAUGGCGAAUAUGUAGAUGGGUCGAAGACCACGCAAAAGACUGGGGGUAGAAGCUUACGGCCUCGAAAACGCAAAUGA